AUGGCGUCCUCCCUUCGUCCAGCAUCUCGCCUGGUCGCGAGACCACUGGCGUCGUCUAUGGUUGCCCUCCGACAAGCUCAGUCGUCGCCGCUCCUUCGCGCCACAGCUCAAUUCCAUACCUCAAGUCCUCGAUGUGCCACCCCGGCGGGCCCACCGCCAAAGGGAUUCAGACUGCCUAAGCCAAAGAGAUUUGACGAGGGCGAGAGCGCUGCGGACAAGGCCAGCAACUACUUUCUCCUGACCGAGAUGUUCCGCGGCAUGUACGUCGUAAUGGAGCAGUUCUUCAGACCACCCUACACAAUCUACUAUCCUUUCGAGAAAGGCCCCAUCUCUCCCAGAUUCCGCGGCGAGCACGCUCUGCGCCGGUACCCCUCAGGCGAGGAACGAUGCAUUGCUUGCAAGCUUUGCGAAGCUGUCUGCCCGGCAUCAGCCAUCACAAUUGAAGCCGAAGAACGAGAAGAUGGGUCUCGGAGGACAACUCGCUAUGAUAUUGACAUGACAAAGUGCAUCUAUUGCGGCCUCUGCCAAGAGAGUUGCCCAGUUGAUGCUAUCGUCGAGACACCUAACGCAGAGUAUGCCACCGAGACGAGAGAGGAACUGCUCUACAACAAAGAGAAGCUACUGGCGAACGGCGACAAGUGGGAACCCGAAAUCGCUGCGGUGGCGAGGGCCGACGCGCCAUACAGAUAA
Messenger RNA from Cyphellophora europaea CBS 101466, 690 nucleotides. RefSeq names its product NADH-ubiquinone oxidoreductase 23 kDa subunit, mitochondrial. The record is from RefSeq and is a predicted model, not a curated record. Gene Ontology annotation, cellular component: membrane. Gene Ontology annotation, biological process: mitochondrial electron transport, NADH to ubiquinone; mitochondrial respiratory chain complex I assembly. The transcript has 2 exons. Gene Ontology annotation, molecular function: 4 iron, 4 sulfur cluster binding; NADH dehydrogenase activity. The coding region runs from base 1 to 690 and encodes 229 amino acids. Lineage: Eukaryota; Fungi; Ascomycota; Eurotiomycetes; Chaetothyriales; Cyphellophoraceae.